AUGAAGAUCAAAGCAAGCGCCGUCUUUUUCAUCGCAUCCCUUGCUCCAUCUCCCAAUAGCACGCGAGCGUUUUCCUCUCGUGCUUCUCGUCGCGUCGCUGCAACCAGUCUUUCAAACCGUCUGCUCAUGUCGUCUACUGUCUCCGCCAAUCCUCUUUUGGAGCAAGAAGGAUUGCCGAAGUUUGAAAGUAUCGAACCCAAGCAUCUAACUCCUGCAGUGGAGGAACUGCUUCAAAAGCUUGAACAAGAUUUUGCCAGUUUGGAAACUACUUUCACCAAAGAUGGUUCUGACAACGAGUUGAAUCUUGACUACGAUCAAGUCUUGCCGGCUGUUGAACGUAUUCAAGCUCCAUUGGGUUACAUAUGGGGAGUCGCAGCUCACCUGAAUGGCGUCAAGAACGGCGACGAACUUCCUUUGUACGAUGCUUUGGAAGCGAUUGAAAAAAAGACUGCUGUCGCUUCCGAUCCGCCGUUUGUGUUGCAACAAAAGAAGAGAGCCAUAGACAAUUCCUUGCGUGGCAUGAGACUUGGAGGAGUUGGGUUGGAAGGUGCCGAAAAGGAACGCUUCAAUGAAAUCAAGCUUCGACUAGCAGCGUUGUCCACCAACUUCUCCAACAAUGUGCUAGAUGCAACAAAAGCAUUCAGCUUGUCUGUUCAAACCGAGGACGCUUACAAGUUGGAGGGCGUUCCUGACUCUGCCAAGGCACAAUGGGCCAAUUCACACCUGCAAUUCUUGAAAUCGCAACAAAAAAAAGGCGAAGAAGUGGCAGAGUUGCCCGAGAUGAAUCCUCAAAAAGGACCGUGGCGCAUCACUCUGGAUAUGCCCAGCUACCUUCCUGCUCUUCAGCACAUUCCCGAUAGAGAGUUGCGAAAAGAGGUCUACAUGGCCAACUUGCAAAGAGCUUCCUAA
Molecule: messenger RNA, 909 nt
Organism: Cylindrotheca closterium
Lineage: Eukaryota; Bacillariophyta; Bacillariophyceae; Bacillariales; Bacillariaceae
Source: the annotation of a GenBank genome assembly